AAAUUAAAAAGAUUUAUCCAUUUUCAAACCUUAAAUUCAUGUGAACUAAAUAAGAGAGAAGGAAACGGUGAAUGUCAAUGUGCAAGAUGAAACCUAGAUCUGUGUUGGGUUCCAUCGAACCCAACAGAUGUAGGUUUGACAGAAAGAGAAGAAAGAGGGGAAGAAGGACAGGAAGAAGGGGUUCGAGGAACCCAGAUCUAUUGGGUUCGAUGGAACCUAAAAGAUCUGGGUUCGAUAGAGAGGGAAGAAGGAGAGGAAGAAGGAGGGGAAGAAAGAAAGAACGAAAGAAGGAAGGGAAGAAGGGGAUUGACGGAACCCAGAUCUACUGGGUUCCAUGGAACCCAACAGAUUUGGGUUUGACAAAGAGGGAAGAAAGAGGCGAAGAAGAUGGAUUGAGAGUGGGAGAUGUGUUGGUUCGCCAAUACCCAGCAUAGCCGAAUGAACCCAACUGUUGGGUUCUAUUUGGGUUCGGUGGGUAGGAAAGAAAGAAAGAGAAAGAGAAAGAGAAAGAGAAAGAGGGGGAAGAAGAUGGAUUGAAUUGAGAGGGUGAGGGUAAUAAGGUAAUUUUGUUUUU
Messenger RNA from Rubroshorea leprosula, 574 nucleotides. NCBI's taxonomy places the organism in Eukaryota, Viridiplantae, Streptophyta, Magnoliopsida, Malvales, Dipterocarpaceae. The record is from the annotation of a GenBank genome assembly.